Molecule: messenger RNA, 936 nt
Organism: Drosophila ficusphila
Lineage: Eukaryota; Metazoa; Arthropoda; Insecta; Diptera; Drosophilidae
Gene: Polr1F
Product: DNA-directed RNA polymerase I subunit RPA43
Exons: 2
Coding region: 65-841 (258 amino acids)
Biological process (GO): DNA-templated transcription initiation
Cellular component (GO): RNA polymerase I complex
Source: RefSeq, a predicted model, not a curated record
GGUUGCCAGAUCGCCAAAUGCAACUCAUGUGGUUGAUUCGAAGAGGCAGUUUCACGAUCUCGCAAUGGCCAAGAUUUUACAGAAAUAUAUAAAAUUCACGGCCAAAGAGCUGGAAAACUACGCUAGCAGCACAGGGUCCUGCGUGCGGCGUAUCAACACGGACAUGCAUCUGGCGAUGGGUCCGUACGGUUUGGCCAGCUUCAAGAACUCUCUCCACGAGCUCCUCAUUCGCACCAAAGUUGGAUUCUACGACUCGAACUUAAAUGGGAUUGUCCUGGGCAUCAAGAACAUCAAAGUGCUGGGUCAUACGGCUGGACUGCGCGCAGACGAUCCCACCAUGCACCUGGUCAUAAACGCAGACUUUUACGUUUUCCGGCCUGAGAAAGGUGCCAUUCUAGACGGCGUGGUGCGGCACAUCUCCAGGCACCAGGUCAGCGCAGUCAUCUACCGAGUCUUCAACACCACCAUUCGAUUUACCAACAAAGGCAAGAGUCGUGAGGACAUUUCCAUGGAGCAGGUGAUAAAGUUUCGCAUCAAGAAUUUCGACAUCAGCAAUGUUAUGCCCUACAUCGAGGGAGAACUCCUGCUGGAGGAGAGCGAGGAACCGAAGAAUACGUCCAUAAAGUUUGGGAGUCCCGAACCCGAGGAAAACGGUGUUAAGGAAGAGAACCCCGAUGAAAUGUUGGAUGCUCUUUUAGAGGAAAUAAAGAAAGAACCAGAUUUUGCGCCAGGCAAGGAUUCGUCAACAAAGAAAGCUCCAAAGAAACGCAAGAAUGGUGAAAACGGUGUCACAACAAAGACGAAAAAAGUUAAAAAAGAAAUAAAAAACGAGCCAAAAUAGCUUUAAAAUUAUUCGUUUUUAGCAUCUCUGUAUAGUACAAAUUAAUUUAAUAUCGAAAUGUAGAAAUUCGAUAAAGUAUGAGAUCAAGAUGGUAA